CGUCAGGCAACGCGCCGGAAGUGGCCUGUUUCCCGACUCCGUGCGGCGCUGGUUUGGACUCGCGGCGGUUGAGUUCGUUGGGAGAAAGAGAACACAGGAUCUAGUUGAUUUGGAGUGAAGGAACUGUUGUCAAACACAAAAUGGCAUACCGAAGAGAUGACAUGUGGUCUGAUGAGCGGUAUGAAUAUGAAAGACUUCCACGAGAACGACUUCCCCCACGUCCUGAGGGCAUGCAGUAUACAUUUGGCAGCAUAAAUCCUCAGGAUCCCUAUCGAGUAGUGAACUUUGCACCAAAGAAGCUUACAGAGAGACCUGGGGAAUACAGAUUUGACUAUGGCCAUUCUCAUCAUAUUGGCUAUCGAGACUAUGGAGAAGGACGUGGUUUGGCCCAUGAAAGAAGAAGUGGACCACCACACAGAAUUGAUGAUCCAGGAUAUAGAUGGUCAAGGGAAGACCAACUAAGUCGUCCGCCUGAUUAUAGAGAAAUCAGAGAUGGCAUCAGACGAAAACCAGUAUUCCCCUCUCACUAUCCAAGAGACCGAUCCCCACACAAGAGGGAUUCUCCUUACUUCAGGGAAUCACCAGUCGCAAGAAGAGAUUCCCCUCCGAGCAGAUCUGGUUCCAGCGUCAGCAGCAGAGGUUAUUCCCCUGACAGAAGCAAAGCCUAUGCUUUUCACCAGGCUCAACUUAGCAGAAGUAUGCCACCUUUGCAUAAAAGUAAUAUUUCCCAACAAGAUAAAGAGAGACCAGCAACUCAGUCUUUGAAGACCUCAGGAGAUGUAUCCCCUUCAGGAACUACAGCAGUACCCCCUUCAAAGGCCUUGGACAAAAGUGGCAGGCUAUCAGAAAAGGAGCUUGCAGAAACUGCAAGUAGGUGGCCUGCUGAUAAACCAGAGAAAGGAGACACAAGCAGUGUACCUGAAAUUUCAGAAUAUGAAGCAGAAGCUUCGGAACCAUUAUAUGCAGAACGUCAUGAAGCAACUGUUGCCGACAUAACAGACGAUAAUGAAUUAUUUGAAGACACUCAGCGUGUUAGACGUGCCAAGGCAAUUGCUGCAAAGACAGCAGAGAUUGAGAAAGUAUACAAACAGGACUGUGAAACCUUUGGUGCUGUAGUGAAGAUGCUGAUUGAAAAAGACCCUUCAUUAGAAAAAUCCAUCCAGUUUUCCUUGAGACAAAACUUGCAUGAAAUUGGUGAGAGAUGUAUUGAAGAACUUAAACACUUCAUAACAGAAUAUGAUGCCAGAAGCCAAGAAUUUGAAGAACCCUAACAUCAGUUCCGAAUUGUUCAUACGUUGUAAAUACUGUGUGUUUAAUGAAUACUAGUAACUUCACACCAAUGUUUGUACAUCCUACAGGGAAAAAAAUAAGUUCAAUAAAUGCAGAAUAUGUUGUCCUCAGGACAGGUAGCCUUUUUGCAUUCCAUUACUAUUAUUUUGGAUAAGAGAACUGUGUCUUAGUGUCUGAAUUCCAUCACUAAAUCAGGAAUUUUUAAAAGUUUCUUAUGAGCUGUAAAGUGAAAUGACCUGUAAUUAAAAGCCUUCCAAGUCUUUUUGAAAA
Messenger RNA from Anolis sagrei ordinatus, 1560 nucleotides. RefSeq names its product periphilin 1 (gene PPHLN1). The record is from RefSeq and is a predicted model, not a curated record. Gene Ontology annotation, biological process: protein localization to heterochromatin; negative regulation of DNA-templated transcription; negative regulation of gene expression, epigenetic. Lineage: Eukaryota; Metazoa; Chordata; Lepidosauria; Squamata; Anolidae. Gene Ontology annotation, cellular component: nucleoplasm.